AUGUCAAAUGAUGCAAAAAUGAAAGUUGUUAUUUUCAAAGAUCGAGUAAUUAAAUUCGCUGAAUGGGUUGAUAAUGACAAUCAAAAAAAUAUAACAAAAAAGUAUAAAGAAUAUAUAGAAAUAGUAUUAAAUACAACAUCAAAAUUUUUUGAAAGAAUGUAUUGUUUGUUUUAUCCAUUAGACGAAAAAGCUCGAUGUGUAUUAGAAGAAGUAGUUUCAUCAAUCGAUUUAUUUAGAAUGAAAGAGUCUCCUUCAUUUACUGAAUUAAGAACAGUAGUAAAUGAAAUAAGACCAGACCUUACUCCAAUAUUAAAUAAAUUUCUUAACUAUCAAGUAAUUUAUUGUACUCGUCACAUAAAACUUAUAUCUGAAUUUCUUAAUGAAUUAAAACCUAAUGAAUAUAAAAUAAUAUAUGAAAAAUUUCAACACUUUUUAAAGAAAGUACAGUUUAUUGUAAGAACACAAAAAUUACUUGAUUUAAUAAAUCAAACAUAUGAAAACUCUCCUAAACUAUCAAUUAAUUUUACAUUUUCUGAUAUUCAAAAGAAAUAUCAAUGGUCUGACUUUAGACCACCUAUUAAUGAAACCGAAUCAAAACAUACUAAAACCCAUUUAGUUGAACAAGUCAUUGAACCAAAUGCAAUAAAAGAAACAACUGAACCAAAUACAAUUGAACAAACUAAAAAACCUAAAUUACCUUUAUCACUUAGGAAAGAAUCUAAUAACUUUCAACCUAAACAAAGUGUCUCUACAAAAGUAUCUUCUAUUGAUCUUAGUGCUGUUACUCAAGUACCUUAUAAAGAUAAAUCACCAAAUAUUGAACAAGUUAAAGAAUUAAGGUAUUUAGAUAUCGGUUGUAAAGAAAUAAUUACUGACCAAAAGGAUGAACAAAUCGAUUUUCUUCUAAAAUGUAUUAAACAAAAAUUAAAUCAAAAUAUGCAUUUUUAUGAUACUCAACAAACAGAAGAUGUUUUAAAGGUGUUAUCUUCACUAUUUUAG
Molecule: messenger RNA, 999 nt
Organism: Entamoeba dispar SAW760
Lineage: Eukaryota; Evosea; Mastigamoebida; Endamoebidae
Exons: 1
Coding region: 1-999 (332 amino acids)
Source: RefSeq, a predicted model, not a curated record